Messenger RNA from Peronospora matthiolae, 2418 nucleotides. The record is from the annotation of a GenBank genome assembly. Lineage: Eukaryota; Oomycota; Peronosporomycetes; Peronosporales; Peronosporaceae.
AUGAAGAAUAUGGGAACGGACGAGUCACGGCAGGAGUCGGAAGAUCCGCACGGAUCGCAAGAGCUCGAGCAGCUUUGCUUCUGGACAAGACCCAAGGACGGUCCGCCACGGAGCAAGCAAGAGUCGGUGCGUGCGCGUCGCACGUGGCAUAAUUGUUCAGAGGACGCCUACCAGUGUCCUGAAGCCAGUCAAUGCUAUCAACGCUCGAUGGUGAUCCCAGCGUCUCUCUCUACUGCUAAUAGCAGCAGCAGCAGCCUCAGCAUCUUGGGAGCACCGGAACGGGAACGGGAAAAGCGGCGCAUGAGUGCGUCGAUUGCAAGCAAUGACACGCCCAAUAAGCGACAAAAGGACGAACGCUUUGCAAUGAUCAUGGGUCUGGAGGAUGUGAGCGAAGACGAAGACGAAGUAACAACACAGCCAAGUGAGGAGGAGAAACGGUGGCUGUUGGUGGCUGACCAAUGCGUGAUAGCACAAGAACGACUGCUUCAUAUCGUGGACGAUUGUGUAGCUGCUCGAGAGGGCGUCUUCACUCCUGAACAGAUAGAGGGAUUGUGGAAGUGUUUCGAGGUGAGAGCGUUGCCGGAGAUGGAAAAGUGUGUGAAGGAGACGAUGGAUGCAUUGGUCAAGUGGGUGAAAGACGUGGAGAGGCAAGAGGAUGCACAAGAUAUUCAAAGACAUGGAGUGGUCUUGACCGUCGAAGUAGCAGCAAGGUUACCACCUCACUUAGUGGAUACAGAUGAGAUGACGGAUGGGGUACUGACGGAGAGUGCACUCGCGGCAAAAGACAAAGAAGUGGCAGCAAUUGUGCAAGCUGAAAACGACGUGACGGCAUCCAGUGCGUAUGCUCGCGCCAAAGCUGCAAAGCACGCUAUUGAGCGUCUCUCUUCUGCCUGCAAGGCUUAUAUGGAUUGGUUGAGUCAAUAUACAGAAACGGACGAAGUGAGCGGUAAAGAGAAGGCUCAAGUGGAAGCUGCACUAGAAGCCUUGGGCCAAAGACUGGCUAUGUUUGUGACUGAGCGUAUUGCUGAGGUGGAGAAAGCUGAACGUGCGCUGUCGGAGGCGAAAGAAAAAAAGGAGACCCGAUCAGCGCAAAUUGUAGAGUUUGUGCGCAAACAACACCAAGAACUCGUAUCUGCAGGUGAAACGGAAGCUUCAGCUAGUCUUCAGGCUGUCGUUGACGUCUGGAAGCAAAAGGACGUCGAGGUGCAGAUGCUGUGGAGCUCUCGCGAGGAAAGUGAAAACCAAGUGGAGGAGUCUACUCGUGCCCUGCUGGUCGCUCAGCACGCUUUGGCAUUCCACGAGACUUUAUCCGUUUUCUUCAGCAAAGUUCGCGAGCAGCGUGAGAAAGCCCUUUCAACUUCUCGUAGAAGCUUGAAGGACGCGCGUUCGAGGUCAGAGGCUCGUGCAACAACGGCACUUGAAGCGAUCAUUCCAAUGCUGACGCGUGCGCUGGGUCGUUAUUGUGAAUUUCACGCCGUUCAGCAGUCCAAGGCAAAUGGAGAAGUUGAAGAGCAAGAGAAGGCACUUGCUGCCCACAACGAGUACUUCGGCGACUCUGCACCUAUCAAGAAGAGCGACAUCGAGCAGCGUAUUCGUGAGUUCAUCGGAGUGCACCAAAGCUCGAUACAAGCGCUCAUGGAUAUUGCCGAUGGUCAGCAGGAGCUCUGGAAAAACAAGAACGCGGUCCUCUCGAAGUCAGUACGCAGUGUACUCAUGCGCCAGUUUCAGGCCUUUUGGCUACAUCUCAGUCGACCGAUUCAAGAUGUUAUGAGGCAGUGUCUGACGACGAUUGAAGAAAUUGCAGGCGAGGAUGUGGCUGUUGAGCCUCGCUUCGUCUCAAAUUGUCAGGCUGCUACUCCUCGAUUUGCCACGUCUGACGUGUUGGAUGAGCAGAUGAUUCCGGCAUUUAAAGUACCGACUUUUCCAGAGAGCCACGCCGAAGUCGUGACACCAUACCAACGAGCGAUCUCAGCGAUCGUUGCUCCAGAUGAGACUGCGGGCAGUGUGGUUGUCCAAGUGAUUGACAAGAAACGCGACAGCGUGGACUUUUCGAUUUCAAACAGCAACACGUUGACCGAGAGCACAAUGGAAACCAGGAACGACGGAGAGGUGGCUGCUUUGGUGCCGCGGGGAUCCAAAGCGCACAAUUUGCGCCACAGGUUUGCCGUGGGAUCUGUCCUGUACUUCAAGGUCAAUGUAGGCGAAGAUUGUGCGCAGUUUUUCCGUGGAAUUGUUUUACGUCAGCUGGACAAUGACAUGUACGAGAUGCAGUACGAUAAUGGUGAGAAGUUCACGGUGAAGAGCUCGUAUCUGUAUACAAAGGACCCGAUGGACCAAAGAUCGACAGCGCUUGAUCACGAUGCUGAGAUGGAAGACGUCGAGCAGAAACCGAGCACUGGUGGUUGUGUCAUGAUGUAG